This is a messenger RNA of Vicia villosa (hairy vetch), 426 nucleotides long. RefSeq lists its product as uncharacterized. The record is from RefSeq and is a predicted model, not a curated record. NCBI's taxonomy places the organism in Eukaryota, Viridiplantae, Streptophyta, Magnoliopsida, Fabales, Fabaceae. Bases 1 to 426 code for a protein of 141 amino acids. The transcript has a single exon.
AUGUCGGUGCUAGUUAACGGGAGUCCUACUAAGGAGUUUGUGGUUGAGAAAGGAUUGAGGCAAGGAGAUCUGUUAUCUCCUUUCCUUUUUGUUCUUGUGGCGGAAGGUCUCACGACUCUUGUGAAGAAAGCUACGUCUUUAGGGGAUUAUGAAGGCUUUAUCAUCAACGGUAAAUGCUCGGUGGACAUCCUUCAAUUUGCGAACGACACUUUAUUGAUAGGGGAGGGCAAUUGGAAACAAAUUUGGGCUAUUAAGACUGUGUUGAAGGCGUUUGAAUUGGUUUCCGGUCUUGGCAUUAAUUACCAUAAAAGCAAAUUGAUCGGCAUCAAUAUUGGCAAUAACUUGAUGGAAGCGGAAUCCUCUCUUUUAUCUUGUAAAGGUGGAAGGCAAAGUUUUUUCUUUUCUUGGCAUAAUUGUUGGAGCUAA